CUUUAGUCGCGUGCCGCCGGGGGGACACUGCAGACGAUAGCAGACGCCGUCCCGUGGCCGACCGCCCGACGCCGCCGACGACGAUCGUCACUUAAUCGCGCGAGUUUACGCCGCGCGCACGUUGCCACCCGCAGCAAACGUAACGGUUAUCAAAAAUCGAAAAUUUUUUUUUUGGCCCGUGGACAGACGUGAUGAGACGAUGAAUGGUAGCAAGCCACGUGGACGCCGCGCUCCGCCGAUGUGGUGCAAAGCGUUCGUCACGGUCGGAUUGCUCUGCGAGUUGGCACUGUCGGCCUCGCCACCAGUGAUUGCGGGUGAUCCGGAAUUUACGGAACCCAUAACGAACGUGACAGUACCUGCAGGACGUAGUGUAAAGCUAGGAUGCUCCGUCAGAAAUCUGGGAUCAUACAAGGUAGCUUGGAUGCACUUUGAACAGUCUGCCAUAUUGACGGUGAAUAGCCACGUGAUCACUAGAAAUCCAAGAAUUACCGUGUCCCACGAUAAGCACCGUACGUGGUUUUUGCACAUAAACAAUGUGCAGCAAGAGGAUCGAGGCCGUUACAUGUGUCAAAUAAAUACGAUCACUGCUAAGACUCAAAUCGGAUAUCUCAACGUUGUCGUACCGCCAUCGAUUUCCGACUCGUUAAGUAGUUCAGAUGCAAUAGUUCGAGAAGGAGCAAAUGUGUCGUUGACGUGUCACGUGGAUGGUUAUCCGAAACCAGAUAUCAAAUGGAAACGUGACGACGGUCUACAAAUCAACAUCAACAAGACCUUAAACGUGAGCGAAUGGGAGCAACCCACUUUGGAACUGCAUCGGAUCAGUCGGCUGGACAUGGGCGCCUACCUGUGCAUCGCCACAAAUUCGGUGCCCCCGUCGGUCAGCAAACGGAUAAAAGUCAGCGUGGAUUUCCCGCCGAUGCUGUGGAUACCGCAUCAGCUGGUCGGCGUACCGCUGGGCUACAACGUGACGCUGGAGUGUUACACCGAGGCGCACCCGACGUCCCUGCACUACUGGACCCGAGACAGCGGACAGAUGUUGCACGACAGCGGCAAGUACAAGGCCGUGUCCAUACAGGGCGCCCCGUCGUACAAGGUGCAGAUGAAGUUGACCAUCGUGGACGUGUCGCAGACCGACUACGGAGUGUACAAGUGCGUGGCGAAGAACUCGCGCGGCGAGACCGACGGCACGAUCCGGCUGUACACUUCACACCCACCCACUCUGGCACCAGAACUUCAGAGCACGGAGAAUCCCUCCCCUUCUGGCAUCCCAGCUUUAGGUCCACAAUGGACGACCGAUGGGAGUAACGAUUUAGAAAACGGUACGUCGAACAACACGAACGGAAAAGGAGGGAAAAAAGACGAUAAUUCCAUUUUGAACGAGAUCACUCGAUCCGGUCAGACGUACAGCAAACCUAACAGGCCAGACAUCAUCAAAAAUUCGACGCCAAGACUGAUUCCGACCAUAACCGUGCUGGUCUUGACGGCCGCUGUCCGACUGUUGUCCAGGCGACGAGAACGGAUGAUGUAAAAUAAUAUGGUUUUCGCACUUUUUUGAAAUACCAAUAAAUGAUUAACGUAAACAAAAAAAAACAAUAUUAAAUUAUCCAUACAUAUUAUUAUUACAAACAAUAUAAUUAUUAAUAAGCUCAACUUCCUCGUCCACUUCUUCCUUAUCCGGCACGUAUUAUUAUUAUUAUUAUUA
This is a messenger RNA of Myzus persicae (green peach aphid), 1702 nucleotides long. RefSeq names its product neurotrimin-like. The record is from RefSeq and is a predicted model, not a curated record. NCBI's taxonomy places the organism in Eukaryota, Metazoa, Arthropoda, Insecta, Hemiptera, Aphididae. Gene Ontology annotation, cellular component: neuron projection. The transcript has 10 exons. Bases 200 to 1528 code for a protein of 442 amino acids.